This is a messenger RNA of Dioscorea cayenensis subsp. rotundata (Guinea yam), 891 nucleotides long. RefSeq lists its product as uncharacterized. The transcript has 3 exons. Lineage: Eukaryota; Viridiplantae; Streptophyta; Magnoliopsida; Dioscoreales; Dioscoreaceae. Gene Ontology annotation, molecular function: nucleic acid binding; protein binding; zinc ion binding. The coding region runs from base 1 to 891 and encodes 296 amino acids. The record is from RefSeq and is a predicted model, not a curated record.
AUGGUUGAUGAAGCAAUGCUCGUUUGGGAGGAGUUGAUGAAAGGCCAUGAUGCUUGUUAUCGAGAUGCAGUAACUUACGGUGUUCUUAUCCAUGUAUUGUGCGAGAAAGGUUUUAUCGGCAAGGCUUUGCAGAUCUUUAAUGAAGCUGUAGGAGUUGCUAAGGAUGCUGAUGUUCCCUACUUCAAAGGUGACAACUAUAACCUUUGGGCUUUGAUGAUGAAGACCCUGUUUAGAUCAAAGGAUCUAUGGAAAUUAGUUGAGAAAGGGUUCAGUGAAGAAGGAGAUGCAACUAGAAUCAAUGAAAGUCUCAAGAAGGAUGCCAAGGCCAUGUAUCUAAUCCAGCGAGCCCUUGAUCCUAGAAUACUGCAAGGUGAGAGUGUCCAUGACUUUGUAAGCAGGGUCCUGGACAUAGUAUAUCAACUCAGAGCAUUGAAACAAGAACUUCCUCAAAAAACAGUUGUCUCUAAAAUUCUCAGAAGCCUAACUCCCAGAUUUUCACAAGCAGUUCAUUCAAUUAUUGAAGCGAAAGACCUGAACACUCUAAUUGUUAAGCAACUAAGUGGUUCACUGAAGAACCAUGAAGCAAUACUUAAUAUAGAAGGUAUUCACCUUGAAGGAGAAAAGGCUUUGCACGCUGGUCGUGGCUUUCAGCAUCACUUUGAUGGUCCCAACAAAGGUGGAAGAGGACGAGGUGGCCACCCUCUCAAAGGAAGGGGAUGCAGGUGUGGCAGAAGUAUCGAAGUUGGCCGUAUAGAGCCUAGUCGUGGAGGAGAGCCCAGCAAGCAUUACAACAGUGUGCAGUGUUUUAUUUGCAAGAAAUUCGGUCAUGUUAAAUCUCAAUGUUGGUACAGAAACAAAGAAGCUAAUGUUACAAAAGAUGAGAAAGAGUAA